Molecule: messenger RNA, 893 nt
Organism: Antrostomus carolinensis (chuck-will's-widow)
Lineage: Eukaryota; Metazoa; Chordata; Aves; Caprimulgiformes; Caprimulgidae
Gene: RNF13
Product: ring finger protein 13
Exons: 6
Biological process (GO): ubiquitin-dependent protein catabolic process
Cellular component (GO): nucleus
Molecular function (GO): ubiquitin protein ligase activity
Source: RefSeq, a predicted model, not a curated record
AUGUUGAUUCUGAUGACCUCAUAAGCAUGGGAUCCAACGACAGUAAGUACAGUUGAGAUUUUAAAGAAGAUUGACAUUCCUUCUGUCUUUAUUGGUGAGACGUCGGCUAAUUCUCUUAAAGAAGAAUUUACUUAUGAAAAGGGUGGCCAUGUUGUGUUAAUCCCAGAGUUCAGUCUUCCUUUGGAGUACUACUUAAUCCCUUUCUUAAUAAUAGUAGGGAUCUGUCUUAUUCUCAUCGUCAUAUUUAUGAUCACAAAAUUUGUGCAAGACAGGCACAGAGCAAGAAGGAAUCGGCUUAGGAAGGAUCAGCUUAAGAAAAUUCCUGUACAUAAAUUCAAGAAAGGAGAUGAAUAUGAUGUAUGUGCCAUUUGUCUGGAUGAAUAUGAGGAUGGAGACAAGCUCAGAAUCCUUCCAUGUUCUCAUGCUUAUCACUGCAAGUGUGUGGACCCGUGGCUGACAAAAACAAAAAAAACAUGUCCUGUGUGUAAGCAGAAAGUAGUCCCUUCUCAGGGGGACUCCGACUCUGAAACAGACAGUAGCCAAGAAGAGAAUGAAGUGUCUGAAAAUACUCCUUUGCUUAGACCAUUAGCCUCAGUUAGCACUCAGUCGUUCGGGGCUUUGUCAGAAUCUCAUUCCCAUCAGAACAUGACCGAGUCCUCAGAAUAUGAGGAAGAUGACAAUGACAAUGUUGAUAGCAGUGAUGCAGAAAAUGGAGUGAACGAAGAAAGUGUAGUGGUUCAACUACAGCCCAAUGAUGAAAGGGAGUACAGAGUGGCAAAUACUGUUUAAAACUACUAAUGAUGAGUAGUGUAUGAACAAAAGCGUUCUUCAGGCUAUACUUUACAAACCUUUACAUAGGGAAUACGUUUUAAUCUUUAAUCUAUUUGGUUUCU